AUGUCGUCAAUAACAGAGCAACAACGUUUAAUUUUAGUUACCGGUGCUAAUAAAGGUAUUGGUUUUGAAGUUGUAAAGAAAUUUAUUCAACAAUCAUCAUCGAACAAUAAUAAUGUUAUUCUUCUUGGUAGUCGAGAUUUAAAACGUGGUCAAGAUGCACUUCAACAGUUGGGUUCGUCAUCAAACGUACAUGUUUUAGAAUUAGAUACUUCUUCAAAAGAAAGUAUUAUUCGUGCGACUAAUGAAAUUAAACAAAAAUACGGUGGUCAAUUAGACGUAAUUAUCAACAAUGCAGGUAUUUUACCAAAAGAUAAUACUAUUGAGUCCACUCGAGAAAUGCUCGCAACUAACUAUUACGGCGUUAAAAUACUCAAUGAACAGUUGAUUCCUCUUCUCCGUAACAAUGGUCACAUAGCUAAUGUUGCUAGCGGAGCAGGACCAAUUAUAUUAGGUUGUGUCUCAAAAGAUCUUCAAGAUAAAUAUACAUCAUCGACAUUAACUGUAGAACAACUUGAUUGUCUUGUUGAAGAUUUUCUUUCAGCAUUUGAAUCGAAUAAUCUGGAAAAAGUUGGAUAUAAGACUGAUAUACCUUAUUUAUCAUAUGGCGUAUCUAAGGCAGCGUUGAUCGCUUUGACUCGAAUUGCAGCUCGUCAAGAUUAUGGUGACAAAAACUUAUUUAUUUAUUCUGUGAAUCCAGGAUAUUGUUCUACUGAUCUUAGUAAUCAUGGUCAAGGAGCUCGGCCAGCUGAGCUUGGUGCUGAUUCUAUCUUAUAUGUUAUCAAAACUCCUCAUGAAGAGCUGGAGAAUGGUGCAUUCUAUCAAGAUGGUAAAAAAUUACCAGAAAUAUGUGAAGAUGAAGCUACACUACAAAAAUAUCUUAAUAUAACACAGUCAAUUAGUAAAGCAAAAUAG
Messenger RNA from Adineta steineri, 912 nucleotides. The record is from the annotation of a GenBank genome assembly. NCBI's taxonomy places the organism in Eukaryota, Metazoa, Rotifera, Eurotatoria, Adinetida, Adinetidae.